AUGACGACCAUCACAGAGACUAUACCAGCAACGGUCUCCACCAGAGCAGUGGACCUGACCAAAUUUCCAGAUGGCUUUAAGACGUCAGGUCAACAUCCGCCUGUCUACUCUCAAGUCCGCCCUUAUUUGGACUUCCCAAAGCAGAUCCAGGGAUCUACCGUAUGGCAGGCUGAGAACUACUCUCAAGCCCCGGAGAAGUGGACUCAUCGGUUCACCGAAGAAGAGAUACAAGAAAUUAGCGAUGCGUCAGAUAAAUUCAUUCAAGACAGGACACCUCUCGAGGGUAUUUCAAAGAGUAACUUUCCCCUCCCUAAGCUUUCAAAUCGUCUGGAGGAGCUCCGGAGGGUUCUGAUCGACGGGACCGGUUUCUGGCUAUUCAGAGGCAUCCCUGUGGAUGAAUGGGACCUCCAGAAGUGUGCCACGGCAUACAUGGGUCUUGGAACCUACCUUGGAUAUUUCACGAGCCAGAAUGGUCGUGGCCAUGUCCUUGGUCAUGUCAAGGAUCUCGGCGAGGACCCGACUAAAACCGAAAGAGUCCGUAUCUACCGCACCAACGCUCGUCAGUAUUUUCACACUGAUGGAGCCGACAUCGUCGGGCUUCUAUGCAUUGCCAAAUCUAAAAUUGGUGGCGAAUCCGACAUCGCGUCGACACACCAUGUGUUUAAUGUUCUUCAGGAGAGACAUCCGGACGUGAUCGAAACCAUGGCCACCCCUAAUUGGUACUUCGACCGUAAAGGCGAGGUCUCUGAAGGUGAGGAGGAAUGGAUCCGCGGAUCUAUCUUGUACCUGGAGAACGAGCGUGCUGGCGCCAACCCUCGUGUUUAUGCCAAGUUUGAUCCGAACAACCUUACCUCAUUGUCUCGGUACAACUCCGGCCCGGACGCCAAAAUUCCCCCUUUGUCUGAGAAGCAAAAGUACGCUCUGAAGAUUUGGGAAGAAACCUGUGCCGAGCUGGCGCUUCACAUGGUGCUUUCACCCGGUGAUAUCCAGUUUGUUAGCAACUCUCAUGUCUUCCAUGCGCGUACUGCCUACGAAGACCACGCUCCCGGUGCUGUGGACGAGAGCGGGCGUCCUAUCCGCGCGCGUCACUUGAUGAGACUUUGGCUCUCUGCGCCUGAGUCUGAGGGUGGCUGGAAGCUUCCUUUCCAUGACUCGCUUGAGAAGAAGCGGGGUGGUAUCCAGGUCAAUGAUCAGCCACCCUACUGCCCCUUGGAUGCUGAGUAG
Molecule: messenger RNA, 1224 nt
Organism: Penicillium pulvis
Lineage: Eukaryota; Fungi; Ascomycota; Eurotiomycetes; Eurotiales; Aspergillaceae
Product: TauD/TfdA family dioxygenase
Exons: 3
Coding region: 1-1224 (407 amino acids)
Molecular function (GO): oxidoreductase activity
Source: RefSeq, a predicted model, not a curated record